AUGGUGGGGCUGGUGGCUGACGACGGUGGCAAUAGCAACGACAAGCCGUGUAGGAGAAUCCAUUUAUGGUUUCGCAUGAGAGCACUACACGUGAGGGCUUUCAUGACCCAAACACAGAACCCUCCACAACCCCUCCCUCGUUCACCUCUUCUCUACCUCCUCGACCCUCCUGAGCCCACCUCUGCCGAGCAAUCCCCGCCAUCCGCCUCAUCCGACCCCUCCGAAUCUCAAUCAUCCUUAUCCUCCUAUUUCUCUGAUGUCAAACAACAACAACAGCAACAACAUAGACCCGCUUCCCCAUUUUCACAAAGGAAUCCCACAAUCCCAGCACUCUCCGAGUUCCGCCCCCGAUCCUCUGUGCCACCUCUCUCCAGACCCAACUCCGCACAUUUGACGACACCGUCCUCCGAAUCUUCAUCCCAGCUCAUCUCGUUUCAAGAGCUUUACAAACGGAAUGUGACCGAGAAGGCCGACGAGAACGGUACCAACACAGCUUCGGCCCCCGGAAAAUUUGGCGGCACUGGCGGAAAGCACUGGUUCGAAGCAAUUCGAGAGGAUGUACGGCGGCGACGUUCGUUGGCCGGGAUGGCACAGAAUGAGUGGAGUGGGGCUGAGCUGAUGUUUUUGGAAUCUAAGAAUAAGUUGAAAUUGAAGCCGUCUACUGAUCCGGUUCCGGUGAUUGGCGGGACUGGUACGCUGCCGGUUUCAGUGUUUGGGAAGGAAAGGGAGCGGAAGGAUACGGAGGGGAGAAAAUGGCAAUGA
Messenger RNA from Juglans microcarpa x Juglans regia, 762 nucleotides. RefSeq lists its product as uncharacterized. The transcript is spliced from 2 exons. The coding region runs from base 1 to 762 and encodes 253 amino acids. The record is from RefSeq and is a predicted model, not a curated record. NCBI's taxonomy places the organism in Eukaryota, Viridiplantae, Streptophyta, Magnoliopsida, Fagales, Juglandaceae.